Molecule: messenger RNA, 2088 nt
Organism: Neoarthrinium moseri
Lineage: Eukaryota; Fungi; Ascomycota; Sordariomycetes; Amphisphaeriales; Apiosporaceae
Exons: 6
Coding region: 1-2088 (695 amino acids)
Molecular function (GO): FAD binding
Source: RefSeq, a predicted model, not a curated record
AUGGCCCAGUCUGACUCCCAAGUCGAUGUGCUGAUCGUGGGCGCCGGGCCGGCCGGCCUGAUGCUUGCGCUUUGGCUAUCGAGGCUCGGUAUCAACACGCGCAUAGUCGACAAGAGGACCGACAAGGUCUUUUCUGGCCAGGCCGAUGGUUUCCAAGUCCGGACCCUCGAGAUACUUGACAGUUUUGGCAUAGGCGAACGGGUCUGGAAGGAGGCAAACCACAUGAUUGAGGUUUCAUUCUGGAAUCCGGAUGAGAAUGGCGUCAUCCGGCGCAAUAAUACUGCACCAGACAAUAUCAGCGGCCUGUCACGCUUCACGGAAUCUGUGCUGCACCAAGGCCGUAUGGAGUCAUUCUUUCUCGACGCCAUUGCGGCCUCCCAUCCCCAUCCUUCGGGAUCUUCUGCAGUCAAAGUGGAACGCAUGGUCCUGCCGACUUCUUUGUCCAUAGACGAGGCUGCCGCGGACGACGAUGACGCCUAUCCCGUAACGGUAACGCUACGCCACCUCACCGAGGAGGAGGCCACCCCGACCCAGCGGCUCAGUAACCUGAGUGACGGUCUAUUCAGGAGCAACUUGGCCGGCGACGAUGUAGGCGAUAUGCUGGAGCGGAGCAAGGCACGCGAGGGCGUCCACGAGGAGACGGUGAAAGCCAAGUUUGUCGUCGGCUGCGAUGGUGCGCACAGCUGGACCCGCAAGGCAUUAGGACCCGACUUCGAGAUGCAGGGCGAGAUGACCGAUUAUAUUUGGGGUGUGUUGGACAUCGUCCCCAUCACCGAUUUUCCUGAUGUGCGCAACCGGUCCAUGAUCCACAGCGCUUCCAAUGGUAGCUUGAUGAUCAUUCCCAGAGAGAACAAGCUCGUCCGGCUCUACAUUCAGCUUACCGAGGUGUCGGUGGAUGGCGGCCGGAUCGACCGCAGCAAGAUCACGCCAGAAAUCAUCUUCAACGCCGCCCGGAAGAUCAUCAGCCCCUAUAAACUGGACUACCACUACUGCGACUGGUGGACUGCGUAUCAGAUUGGACAGCGAGUGGGCAACCAUUUCAGCAAAGUAGACCGGGUUUUCUUGGCUGGAGAUGCCGUGCAUACCCAUAGCCCCAAGGCUGGCCAGGGUAUGAAUGUGAGUAUGCAGGACGCCUAUAACCUGGGGUGGAAGCUCGGGCUGGUCUGCAAGAAGGUCAUGCAGCGCAGCAUUCUGUCCACAUACGAGCUUGAGAGGAAGCAGAUCGCCGAUGAGCUCAUUGCCUUCGACCACAAGUUUUCGCGGCUGUUCUCGGGCCGCCCUGCCAAGGACAUCCUGGACGAGACGGGCGUCUCGAUGGAGGAGUUCAGCAAGGCUUUUGAAAUGAGCCACAUGUUUACCAGCGGCAUCGGGGUGGACUACAGUCCCAGUGCCCUCGUUUCUAAGCCCCGCGAAGCACACCAGCUCUUGAACGAGGACAAGGCUGCAGAUCUCAAAUCUGACCAGGACAAGCCGUCGAAUGGCGUCGACAGCAUCCUGGACCUGGCUAAGAACUGCAAACCCGGCAUGCGCUUCCCGUCGUUCCAGGUUGUCGCCCAGGCCGGCGCCCGCCCGUGGCAGCUGCACCACAAGAUGCCGUCUGACGGACGCUUCCGGAUCGUCGUGUUCGCGGGCGAUAUCUUAUCGGCGCCGCGGCGAGACCUAGUCAAUGCGCUUGGUGCCUGGCUGGCAGAGCACGUGCUGGCCCGCGCGCCGAAGAUGGACCUCUCGCCGGGGGCCGAUCCGCACGCCGGCACGAUGCGCUUCAAGACGGACGCGGCGCCGAGCGCGGUCGACGUUCUUCUGCUGCACAACUCAAAGCGGCUCGAGGUUGAGAUCCUCCGUGAUCUGCACGAGACGUACCACCCCUUCGACUCCAAGCUGGGCUGGGACUACGACAAGGUCUUCGUCGACGAGGAGAGCUAUCACAACGGCCACGGCGAGGCGUUCAAGGGCUACGGCGUCGAUCCCGGAAAGGGGGCCGUGGUCGUGGUCCGGCCGGAUGGCUAUGUGGGCUUGGUUUCCAGCCUGAAGGAGGACGGGUGGAAGGCCGUGGAGACAUGGUUUGAGAGAGUUCUGAAAAUGAGCUGA